Chenopodium quinoa (quinoa) is the source of this 1110-nucleotide messenger RNA. RefSeq lists its product as uncharacterized. Lineage: Eukaryota; Viridiplantae; Streptophyta; Magnoliopsida; Caryophyllales; Amaranthaceae. The transcript is spliced from 2 exons. The coding region runs from base 1 to 1110 and encodes 369 amino acids. The record is from RefSeq and is a predicted model, not a curated record.
AUGGAUGAAGUUUUUAUGUCCAAUCCAAUUGAAAUAUAUCAAAUGUUAAAUCAAGUUCCAAGGGCACCAAGGAUCCCCGUUCCAAGGGAUCGUGAGGAUGGACACAAUCGUUUUUGGAAUGACUACUUUGCUGACCAUCCUGUGUUUCCCCCACAAUUAUUUCGUCGGAGAUUUCGUAUGAACAAACAUAUAUUUCUCCGAAUAAAGCAAACUUUAGAAGAACGUCAUCCCUUCUUUCAACAAAGACAAGAUGCUACAGGAAGAUUUGGUGCCUCCGGAUUGCAAAAAUGCACAGCUGCUAUGAGGCUAAUAGCUUAUGGCACCUCUGCUGAUUCUGUAGAUGACUACAUUCGAAUUAGUGCAUCUCUUGCAAGAGAUUCACUACAAGAUUUUGUGGAAGGAAUUGUCUCUUACUUUAAUGAUGAAUACCUUAGAAAGCCCAAUGAAGAAGAUCUAGUAAGACUACUAAGAAUUGGUAAACGUCGAGGAUUUCCAGGUAGUCGUAAUGAUAUUAACGUUCUUGAUAGAUCCCCUUUAUUUAACGAUGUUUUUGAAGGUCGUGCACCUUCUAUUAACUAUGUUGUGAAUGACCAUCAUUACAAUAUGGGAUAUUAUCUCACUGAUGGCAUAUAUCCUAAAUGGGCAGCAUUCAUUCCUACAAUAUCACUACCACAAAAUGAAAAAGGUCUUUUUGCCAAAUUACAAGAAGCUAGACGAAAGGAUGUUGAGCGUGCUUUUGGAGUAUUACAAGCUCGUUUUGCAAUAAUAUGGAAUCCUGCGCUAGCUCGUGACACAUCAAUGUUAGGAAAAAUAAUGAUAGCAUGUAUCAUUAUGCACAAUAUGAUCGUUGAGGAUGAAAGAGAUAUGUAUAAAACGUAUUACGAUCCAAAUGAAUAUGAUCAAGCUACAAACGCGUCUUCAAGUAAUAGAAACACUGAAGAGCCUUUUCAGUUCGAAAAUAGCAACAACCGAAUUGCAAGUUUGGAAAUUUAUUUGUCUAAUAGAGCUCGUGUUCGUGAUGAAGCUAUGCAUAAAGCCUUAAAGAAAGACUUAGUUGAAAAUAUGUGGCUCAAAUUCGGUGUUCACAAUAGGCAAAAUAAUUUGCGUUAA